This is a messenger RNA of Linum tenue, 858 nucleotides long. The record is from the annotation of a GenBank genome assembly. NCBI's taxonomy places the organism in Eukaryota, Viridiplantae, Streptophyta, Magnoliopsida, Malpighiales, Linaceae.
AUGAGCCGUCUCCUUGCUGGUGAUGAUGACCAAGUUGCAGCCACGGUGGCAUCCAGAGCGAUGAGCCUCAGAAUCACAGCCACAGCCUUCUUAAUCUUCGCCAUGGCUGCAAAAACACACUUUCUGUGGACGAUUGUUAUUCUCUAUUGGAGGAAUGGGUUGGAGAAGAAGCUCUGUUUCUCCGGGAAUGAGUAUUUGUUGGGAAUUGAAUUCGUCCUUCUUUCCGGUACCGGAAACGGAGAGCUGGUGUGGGAAGUCCUGGAUGGUGGUCUCAAGAACAAGAACAAGAUUGAAAUCAAGUGGUCUGAUAUUUUGGCUAUCAAGGGCGAUUUCCCUGACGAUGCUGAACUUGAAUCCUUGCACGUUGUGGAAGGACCUUCGCCAUCUGGAGUUCUGCCAUCAACUUCCAACGGUAGUACUGCUGACUGCCAACUUUUCGUUGGUAGGCACGGUGGAAGCAUUUCUCAGAAGGCUCCUUUGCCCAACCCUCAUGGACUUCUUAAACCAUCCAUGUCGAUCGAUGACCUCGUGAACUACAUUGGACACUGUACUUCAGAACUUAAAACUGGGGAAAUCCCAUUUUCAUUUGGGCAGCUCAAGAACGGCAACAUUCUGGAAGAGAUCACUUGGCACUUGCUCAGGGAUUCUCAGUUUACAUCAGAUGAGGAAUCCCAUCUCAUGUCGAGGCUUGAAUUAAGGAAGCAGCACCCACCGUCUCUAGCAUCUGAAGGUGAGGUCAAAAGUGGCCUUCUGUACAAGGCUGCUGCUUCUGCAACUAUGCCCCGGAACAACUCAAUCGGAGAGCUUCUCAACCUUCCAAGGAUUGCCUCUCUGCCAAGAUUCCUGUCCAACAUGUAA